GAAUUUCUUUCAUUUUCUAUAUACACAUGUACUUUAGUAUUAGAACAAUGAUCAGUAUCGUAGACAAAUAUUUCAGUCUUAAUCGUAUUCUUUUGUUGCUAAUUGGUCUAUGGCCUUAUCAAAAAUCAAAAUUUUCCCGAUUUCAUUUAUUUUGUUGCUACAGUGCUAUUGCAACUGUUAUUAUAUUUCAGUUAACAACAUUUCUGACCUCAAAAUAUACUGCAAAUCACAUGAUAAAGAUUUGCUCUAUAGUAUUUGGUUUUACUAUCUUUUUUAUUCAAUAUAAUUCGUUUUGCUUUAACAAUGAUACAAUAAAGUUUUUAAUGGGACAACUUCAGCUUAUUUAUAAUAAUUUAAAUGAUAAUAAUGAAAUCGCCAUCUUUGAAAGAUAUGGAAAUAUUUCAAAACGUUAUACAAUUGCGUUUAUAAUCUCGAUCACGACGUCUGUCAAUCGCAACGGAAUACUUUAUUGAUCAAGAGAAAUAUUAUUAUUUAAUGCUAAUUCACUUCAAUGCAAGUUCAUGCAUAGGAUUUAUCACAUUGGUAGCAACAGGAUCAAUGCUCUUUGCAUACCUUCAAUAUGCAUGCGGAGUGUUUAAAAUUGCUAGUUAUCGUAUUAAAAAUGCAAUAGAAAUUUACACACAAAGUAUUAAUCUAAAAAACAAAAAAUUGGUUUAUAAGAGUCUUAUUUAUGGUAUACAUAUUCAUCGAAAAGCAAUAAUGUUUUCCGAAUAUUUAAUAUCUAAUUUUGAGGUGUCAUUUAUGUUUUUAAUAGCGUUCGGAGUUCUUACUUUGAGUUUUAAUACUUUCCGACUUUUUCAGAUUCUGUCAUCUAAGUAUAAUAUUCAGGAACUUGUAUUAAUCUGUAGUAUAACGUAUAGUUGCUUUACAUACAUGUUUCUCUCAAAUUUUAUCGGGCAAGAAAUUAUAGAUCACUAUAAUCUCAUAUUUAUUACUGCAUACGAAGUUCAAUGGUAUAUAACUCCGUUAUAUAUACAAAAGUUUAUACUAUUUUUAUUAUUAAGAGGCAAUAAAUCUUUUGGCUUGAGUGUCGGUGGAUUGUUCGUGUCGUCCUUACAGUGUUUUGCCACGCUAGCAAACGCAUCCUUGUCUUAUUUUGUCCUUAUGUAUUCUAUGGGAAAUUGAUAAAAAUAUUUUUAUCAAUUAAUACACAUUAUUAAAGUACAAACGUCAACAAAAGUAAUAUUUAUAUUUUCUUAUUUAAGUAAAAUGUAAUUAAAAAUGUAAACUGAUCAUAAUUGUGAAUUUUGGUAUAGUUAAAUGUAGUUGUUAUUUUAUGUAGCUUAAAUUAAAAAAGAAUUUCUUUUUCAAUUUCUUUUCAAGUCGGUUGAUAUAAUUUCUUAAAAACUAUUAAAAUUAUUGACUUCAACUCUUAUUACGUAUAUAUAAUAAUACAUUAGUUAAAUAUGGGGACGAUCUGAAGCUGGUUAACGACCAACAUACUUUGAAGUAAUGGAAAAACAGAGCUCAAAUGCAAACACGCGAGAAUUCUGACCGUUCGAAUUGACAUCCCGAGAUCUUCUCUGUCUAAAAGUGUAAAUUAAGGAGCCAAAAGUAUUUUAUAAUAACACAUAAUGUAGGAAAAAAAUGUCUAAUAUUUAUUUGCACGACAAUUUAUUAAGUUAAAGACAUUA
Messenger RNA from Monomorium pharaonis (pharaoh ant), 1655 nucleotides. RefSeq names its product odorant receptor 49b. Gene Ontology annotation, biological process: sensory perception of smell; detection of chemical stimulus involved in sensory perception of smell. The transcript has 9 exons. Bases 496 to 1146 code for a protein of 216 amino acids. Gene Ontology annotation, cellular component: plasma membrane. The record is from RefSeq and is a predicted model, not a curated record. Gene Ontology annotation, molecular function: odorant binding; olfactory receptor activity. NCBI's taxonomy places the organism in Eukaryota, Metazoa, Arthropoda, Insecta, Hymenoptera, Formicidae.